Messenger RNA from Asterias rubens (European starfish), 2607 nucleotides. Its product is annotated as F-box only protein 30-like. The transcript has 4 exons. NCBI's taxonomy places the organism in Eukaryota, Metazoa, Echinodermata, Asteroidea, Forcipulatida, Asteriidae. The record is from RefSeq and is a predicted model, not a curated record. Gene Ontology annotation, molecular function: ubiquitin protein ligase activity; zinc ion binding; protein binding. Bases 166 to 1104 code for a protein of 312 amino acids.
AAGGAAUUUAGGGCGAGCCAUCCUGGGAAAACUUGGUGCUGUUUUGUCGGUUUUUGACUACUGGUACUCAAAAAUACAAGAUCUUAUCAAAGUGACCCUCCUUCUGUCCUUCUGGUGGUGAACCUGCAACUUAAAACCUAACGGCCAGUGGUGCUAACGGCAAGCAUGGAUGAAUUACAAUCAGCCAUUCACAGCCAUUGUGAUAGCUGUUUCAAGUUGUGGUGCAAUGAACAGGAAAAAGUGGGUGUGUCAUGUCUGAACAUUAGCUGCUCCCAAGACUGCGGAUCUCGACUACACACUUGUAAACUGAAUGACCAUCUAACUCGGUGCCCCAACACCCGGAUUGAGUGUCUCAACAAGAACAAGGGUUGCCCCGCCACCAUGCUGCGUAAAGAGUCGGCUAAACAUCUCAUUCACUGCCCAGCCUUUGUUGUCAUGUGUGGAGUGGAAUUUCGAAAGGAUGAGCUGCUGAGGCACUUCCAGUCUGAUGGCGAACAUGAUCACAAGUGCUCUCCAAUCCUUGCUGAGAAGAUGUCCAGACACAAAGCAGCGGAGAGACUUGGUGAAGAGUCGGAGUAUGAUCUCAACAUCCCGGCUGAUAACUGGACGGUCUCUGACGAAGAUCGCAUCAGAAUUCAGGAGGAGAAGAAGAAGAAGAGAGAUGAAGCAAUGAGGACGUUCGGAACCCUCUUGAUUAAACCGACCCUCAGCAGACCCAAUAAUGACCUCUGCAAGGUCCCGUGGGAGGGUAAGGAACGCCUCUUAUCAGAAGUCAUGGAAACGUCGACCGAUCCAACAUCUCCUUUGCCAGCAGAAGGUGACCAGUCGGCCAUGCUGUCCCCACUAAGCCCACAGCCCGAUCAACUGCUCUGGCAACCUACUCUUGAAUCAUUACCAUUCACUGUUCUUAAGAAUAUCGGACGGUUCCUUGACGCUCAGGGUCUCACGGCGAUGUCGAUGACAUCACACUUCAUGCGUCGGGUUUGUGCUAGUCUGCUUCAAGAACGAGGUAUGGUGACCACAGGAUGGGAGAGGCAGGUGGAUGACACAUGGGUAGAGGCACAAAAGAUAUGGUACUUCGCUGCUGCCUCUACCAACGACUGAAGCCUAAACUAGCACUUUUUACAUGCUUUAAUUUCUCUUGACCACCCAUCCUCAAAUUGCAGCUAGAUUUGAACGUAAGCAUCUAUUGCUUACUCUAUUUUUGAAUAAAGUACAUUACACUUGACUGUGUAAUUUUGAUCAAUUCUUUUAAUGAGGCAUUAUAGACUUUUUAUCAUGCUGCCUCCAUCUUGAUCAGUUCCUUGUAUCCAAUAACAACAAUGAAUGCUAAUAACAACGUUGCUAAUAGGAUACCAGACUAUUUUGUUUUUCCAGCCUCGGUUUGGUUACAUUGAUAUCAACGGGAGAAAUUCAAGAUGGCUGCACCAUGAUAAAGGUCUAUCCGGUUGUGACCAAAGAUUAUGGAGCGCUAGCUGCGGAACUCGUGCUGAAAUGUAAAAUCCCACUGGAUGCCAUUUCGGCAAGUAACUCUUUUGAUACAACAAUUGAUCAGUGCGGAUCAGUGCAGACAAUGACCAUUCCUAUCAAUGGGAAACAAAACAUUCACAUGCUGAAAUGACGCCCAUGCGUGUUUCACGUUUAAAAAUAGAUAAAGCUUCAGUUCGGCAUCUUGUGCCUAAAUCUUUUAUUGUGACCCCUCCUUUGCCUUCCUUGUAAAAUUUCAAGAUUGAACACCCUUGAAAUAAUGUUGACUCCUAUGAUAGCCCCGUGUAGGACUGUGCGUCUACGUCUGUGCUCUACACAGAUACAGAGUCCUAGAUCUGAGUUUUUUAUUCUCACCAAUUCUGUGUAAUGCCAGAUAAAGACCGUUUAGACGGAUUUAUUUUCAUCAGAGUUUGGUUUGUAGAAACUUUGUUCAAAGGUCUGAUUCAAAGAGUGCAUCAUCACAAUGUAAUGAUGACUAACUGUCAUGAUGUAGCUGAUAAGAUGUAGGUACAUGGGAGACUAAAACAAAACAAGUUGGAUGUCAUACUUUGGAACAUUGCUAUUGUUUUGGAGUAAAGGUAACUCAAUAAAGGUUGUAUGAGUUAGGAAAUGGGUUAAAUAAUAAUGAUCAAGCAGAAACAAACAUGUAAUGAUUUACAACACAAUACUAUGUUCUACUUAUGUACUGUGCAUGGAUCUUUUCUGUUUGGCCAUUUAGGAGUUUAUAUUUAGCAAUGACCAAUCACAAUUAAAAAGUAAUUAAUUAUUAUAAAACAUUAUACUUUUAAUAAGGAAAAAGCCAAUGUACAACAGAGGAGCUUCUUGUUUUACAUGUAACCUUGAUUUAUGUACCAUAUUCGAGCAAAAUCACAAAACACUUACUAACUUCACUUGGUUUAUGAAUUGAUAACUUUCUAAAUAUGAACCCUAUCCUAUUAGUAUUCAGUGCGUCUAACACCUGCUGCACAGAGUUAACACCUAUGUAUCUGCUGCACACAGUUUUUGUUACUUCAAGCUGGCAUACAAUUGUGGGUAAAAAUCACCCAUUUCAUCGUACAAAAGCAUUUCUUAUGACAGAAACUUUGGCCUCAUAAGAAGACCUCAGGUUUUUGAACAACA